AAUCGACCUGAGAGGAAUGACGAUCGCGUUGAAUCCCAACCAAAUCGGGAAUAUUCUAUUUAUAAGGCUGUUGGUCGUCCAUUUGGUAAGAAAUCAAAUAUGCUCCUCAAUCCGCAGUUAAAGCAAAAGGCUGAGUGGUAUAUCUUGAACAAUUGUGCCGAAAUUAAGGAGUACCUUAGUGAGCAUAUGGAUGAAUUAAGAAGACGGGGGGGCUUGAAUCUUGAAGUUCAACAAAAAACUGAUUUUCCUCAGUGGUUCAAAGAAAGAGUGAACGGUUUGCAUGAGUCAACACCUACUGAAGUGAAUAAUGAAUUGUAUGCUCUCGCAAACAAAUCAAGCGGCACCGUGUAUUCAUAUCCAGGGAUGAUAGUGAAUGGUGUGAAAUUUGUGACUCGUGGUCGUGAUAUGAAGCUUAAAACACAAAAUUGCGGUGUAAUGGUGCCAAGUGAGGAAGGAGUGAACUACUAUGGAGCAAUAGCUAUGGCGGAGGGAAGGUUCUUGGCAUCUUGGGAAUGUGUAUUGAGGGAGAAUGACAUCGAUGGACUGCGUAAAUGA
Molecule: messenger RNA, 555 nt
Organism: Humulus lupulus (European hop)
Lineage: Eukaryota; Viridiplantae; Streptophyta; Magnoliopsida; Rosales; Cannabaceae
Exons: 4
Coding region: 100-555 (151 amino acids)
Source: RefSeq, a predicted model, not a curated record